AUGAGAUCGGUUGAGGCUAGACGUCUGGCGGCCUUCCUGGCUCUACCGUUCCUCUGCAACGGCUUCGCUGUCACGGUGGACCGAGAUACUACUGGCAAGAGCUUAGCCCAGACCAUUUUCAAUGGUCCUGGAUUGUCAUUGGUGAACUGGGACUUGCGCGCCCCAGCGGACUCCGUAGGGGCCUUUACCGAUGGUCCCUUUGGUAUCGGAAAUGGCGGUAUCCUAACUACAGGUCAGACAUCUGGAGCCAUGCCUGGAGGAGACGGCAAUGUGGAUAAUGGGGGUGACGGGGCGAUCGCAUUUUGCGGCGAUGGCAGUACGAAUGCUGCUAUUGUAUAUGCUGGGGUCAUUCCUGGUGCUGGGUACAAUGGGAUUCGCAUUGAGUUCGUCUUUGCUACUAAUGAGCCCGAUGGCGGAAACCCCGACAAUAUCGCUAUCUUCAACUUCGAGAAUGACCCUCCCCAAAUUGCAACGUUCAACGGUCAAGAAAUAAACUCGCAAUCAUCUAUCGCGAAGGACCCCAAUGCGAUAUUCCCGCCAGAUAGCCUCACAGGAUACUCGAGAUCAACGCCCCCUCUAGUGCUCACCGUACCAGUAGUUCCAGAGUUACAAGCCGACAUAUAUAUCGCAAUAUGUGACAAGGGUAACAGUGGAGAUGACUCUGCCCUCCUGAUCAAGGGCUAUGGUUGCACCGACUGCGCGUCGGCCCCCAACGGAGCAGAGAUCAACUAUGUCAAGCAGACUACGACGCUUGAAAGAGGAGAGAAGCCGUACACACAGACUAUCUCGGCCUCGGGCACAGAGUCAGGCACAUUCAUCUACUUUGUUGCCCCUGAGACAACAACAACCACAAUGGCCGCAGAGACAACUUCAGCAGACACGACUACCACUACCACUAUGGCUACAGAGACAACUGCAGAAGAGACGACUACCACUACCGCUAUUACUGAAGAUACUACUACUACCAGUGCCGCUGCCGAUGUGCCUACAGAUACAACUAGCAGUGGUGGAUCAACAACUACGAACGACGAGGCGAGUGUUGGAAGUACAACUGCCAUGAUCACUGAUCCCACAACCUCAACUAGACUUGGCACUACCACUGAGUUCGCCACGACCGAUGAGCCAACAAGCACUGUCGAGAGCACCAGUGAGCAAACAACAACUAAGCGCUCUCCCUGUCGACCCAGAAGACAUCUUCACUAG
Messenger RNA from Fusarium graminearum PH-1, 1203 nucleotides. RefSeq lists its product as uncharacterized. The record is from RefSeq and is a predicted model, not a curated record. The transcript is spliced from 2 exons. Lineage: Eukaryota; Fungi; Ascomycota; Sordariomycetes; Hypocreales; Nectriaceae. Bases 1 to 1203 code for a protein of 400 amino acids.